UUGCAAGGCCAGCCAACCUGCAUAAAAAUGGUGGCGCCGUAUAUUGUAGAAUUUUGAACUCCGGAUCUUGCAUUUUUGUUGAGAGAUUCUGUAUUAAAUCGGAAUUCGAUAAAUCCAAAGAAACCUAUAAGCUGGACUAUGGCAGAGAAUUUUAAACAACCGAAUGUGACACUUAACACAGAAAAUGAGGCCGCAAUUACGGACCCGUCCUCCAUAUCUGCUGAAGAAAUCCAAUUUUACCAGUUGAUGCUCGGUGAUGAUCUUGCUGCUGUGCGCUAUGGGAGACUUCACUGUACGGCAUGUGAUGUUCACAUUGGUUCUGCACCAUCACAAGCUAACAACAUGUUUUCCCACCCGGUCCUCCGUGUUUUGUUAUGUGCUGCUUGUCGAGAAUUCUAUGGUGAUGGAGUCUUUGAACAAGGGGAAGAUGCCACAGACAUGUUUUGUCGAUGGUGUGCCAAUGGUGGCAACCUUUACUGCUGCUCUUACUGCAGUAACACAUUUUGCAACAAAUGUAUCAGACGUAAUUUUGAUCCUAUGGUGAGAAAAAAGAUCGAGGAAGAAGAACAAUGGAAAUGCUUUGUCUGUAAUCCGGCGGAUCUCUAUAGUGCCAGAGGUAUUUGUUGGGCCUUAUUGCAGCAUGUCAAAACUGUGACUGGGACACUAAAAAACGAUCCAACCUUAACCAGAGAGCAGUUGAAGGAAAAAAUGGAUCUGGAUGACUCGAAGUGCUGCAGGCGCAAGCGAAAAUCACGGUCUCAAAAAUUCAGUGGCAACGCGUCAGACGAAGAAGACGAAACUUAUAUCCCGCAUGUUGGGGAUACGUCAGUUGCAGCAAGACGUAGAAUUUCGGGAAAAUCACCUCGUCCUUCGCCACUUACUAACGGUCGGGAAAUUCAGCAAACGCCUAAACUCGUGAAUGCAGUACCAGUACCACGAGGCACCGAUACUUACGUUGAGGAAGAUGAGCUACCCAUGAUUCCCUGUGUUCAAUACAUGGUUGAAGGUGAUAGCGACGAAACUGUUCACGAAUCAAUUGCUACCCUAUUUACGCCGACCUCAGGCAAAGAGACCAGUGGUGCGCCACCCCUGCAAAUCAAUCCUAUACCGACAGCUAAUCUGCUCAAAGUUACGUCACUCCCACCGCUGAGACCUUUGAGUAAUACCGCGAGUUCCAAACGCAAACGCCCUGGUUUGUUCCGAAAAAUUUUACCUGUCGCGAGUCCCCAGUUUUUCUCACCUCCAAACUCUACUCAUCAAAGUUCGAUAUCUCCCAGCGCCCCUACUGUUAAAUACAGUCCUCUACCUAUCAGGGCUCCGGAUCUUCCUCCUAAUAUUCCUAUGGUUGAGAUUCCGGGUCCUCCAACUUCUCCAGUUCCUACAGCUUCUCCAGUACCUCCAGUGCUCAUUAGCAAACAGUCAUCUCAAAUUUCACUGCCAAAAUCGCAACAGGCUGUAGCUGCACCUUCACCUUCUGUCCAAGAAGUUAAAGUUAUUGAAAUCGACAGUGAUUCGGAUGAUGCUACACCUACUCUCGCGAAUGGAAAGGCUGUACCGGUGCGCAACAAUCCGACACUUUCGAAGAUUCAGCUGCUUCCAAGCUCGUCAGUGAUUUCAAAGUCCAGAGAACCAAUUAUCAAGAAAAAACCUGAUAGGAGUAACGCAGUUGAAACAGAAAUCACAUCGCGGACUGAAGAAGUGAGGGCGUUGUUCAGAAUGAUCUACACAAAGCUGAAGAUGAUUCAAUUACGGAGUGUACCACAUCAAAAUAGAUUCAGAGCCACACGUAAUAAAACUAGGCGAUUUCAUCUCGCGAUGGUUAAAGCCAUUGCCGAACUUACUGAUAUCAACGACAAAGUUAUACACAAGUACAGUAACUGGAGAGAACCUAUGUUAAAUCGCACUGGACAGACGCACAGCCAAGAUGACACAAGCUGCGAAAUGUCAAGGAUGCAAAAAGGUACGAUUCCGCUAGACAUGAUUUGUACGAAUUCGGACUCGGAAUCAGACUCAAGCAAUGAUUACGACUCAGAUGGUAUGUAUAUAGCCGGUAAAUUGAAGGGCAUGCAAUCAUUCCAAGAAAGAGACACGGUCGAUGUCGGAGUCGGCGAUACGAUUCAAACUGCGGACAAAUGUGUGCAAGCUUUCGACGUCAUAGAACGCGAUUAUGAAAAGUGUAUCGGGCAUUCUGUCUUGACAAAAGUUGAGUACGACCCCGCGGAUGGGUCCGAAAUAUUGAAACCUGUUAUCGUGCCUGCGGAGUACAAUGGUAAAUACGAAGAACAGUUCAUAUUCUAUCUGCAGCACAGAGAGGAUAACGAAAUUGAGACUGACGACACAAAGGGAUUGCCCGAUCCAAACGAAACACCACUAAAAGAUUUGAUCGAGGCCAAUUCUCCUUUUGUGCAUGAAAUGCUGGAGAGUAUAGAAUCGUCAGCACCCAAUCGAACGGUAGUGAGCGAUAGUACACCCGUUGCCGAAGCAAGUGACGGAUCUGGUAAAGAAAACAAAGAAUUAAUAAAUGACGGCACACGUAUCAACAAAGAACUCGCCCAAAUUGUAAACGAAUUAUCUGAAGAUUUAAGAACAAGUAGAGAUAGCCAAAUUUUGGCAAAAAAACAUUCUGAGCAUGGGAAAAAGGACAGGCGAAAACAGGUAUUACAACAGAUGGAGACUUCAGAGGAGUUAGAUAUUGCUGUCCAGACUUUAAUCGAAGAGGAUGAACGAAGUCGAAGCAGCAGUAAUAGCGAUGAAUCCGUUACAUGCCACGUGCGAAGCUUGUCGACCAUUGAAGAAGUGGCCGUUCCUUCUUUCAGUGAAGAUGAAUGUACUAUUAUCGAUUAGGAACAAUUUUUUUCUACUACAUCGCAGAUUAACGCGGAAGAUACCGCGAUACAUGUGGCUGUUACAACGUUUUGAAUCAGAGUUCACGAGUGAACUUGCUCAAUUUAUCAGCCAAACGGUUUAACUUCAAUUCAUCUAAGCCGCCAAUUAUUCUUUAUUAGGGCCUUGAAGUAAUCUCACUUGCUUUGGUUGCAUCUGAUGCGGUGAUGAACUGAUAUUUAUACAAAUAUUCAAAGUUAAUAAAACUUCGAUCAACGAUUAA
Athalia rosae (coleseed sawfly) is the source of this 3106-nucleotide messenger RNA. RefSeq lists its product as uncharacterized. The transcript is spliced from 5 exons. The record is from RefSeq and is a predicted model, not a curated record. The coding region runs from base 139 to 2844 and encodes 901 amino acids. Lineage: Eukaryota; Metazoa; Arthropoda; Insecta; Hymenoptera; Athaliidae.